ACUGUAUUGGUAUAUCCUGAAAACAAGUACCAAACUUCCGGCCCUAGUUGUUGAUGGUCUUAAGAGGACUUAGCCAAUCCUAAUAAGUCGAUAGAGUGGAUUUACUUUAAUAGUAGACUAAAUAAGAAGGAACAACACAAGAUUUAUAUUUUCGUCGAAGUUGAUGAAUGUCGAGACUAAUCGACGAAGAGGAGCAACCUCUCAAAGUCUAUUAUAUCAGUCUGCAAAUCCUUAGUUACCUAGGCGGCGACCUUCAGCAUAUAUACAUGACCGCCCUUAAUAUAUUUGUAUUGGGGGAGUACGGGAUUCGGGUGAACAGCAUCUCACCGUACGGUGUGGGCGCGACGCCGAUGGGGGUGGAGACGACCGGGAUGGAUGAGGAAGAGUUCGAUGGUGUGUUCACGGCGAUGGCGAAUCUGAAAGGGGUGGCGCUCAAGGCGGAGGAUGUGUCGGAGGCGGCGUUGACAAUGGUGAGCGAUCAGUCGAGGUAUAUUAGCGGGGUGAAUCUUUUGGUCGACCGCGGUUACUCCUUGAGAUCAUGUGCUUGAUUGUGCUCGAUUUGCAUCACACGGUUCUUAAUUACUAUUGUUGUUUUGCUAUGUGGUAUUUUGAAUCUUUGCGGUGCCAAGUAAGUACACAAUAAUGCAAAUGUCAUAUGUUUAUUCUAAGUUUACUAUAAAAGGAAAAAGUGAUCAUAUAAUAAUAUGUGUUAAUAUAUUUGUAUGAACUGAAAUUUUCAUAUAAUAGUAUGGAUUAAUAUAUUUUGGGUCCAGAAAAUCAUUUUUCAUUUUUUUAUUCAAAAUGAAAAAAAUAUAUAAAAAAUUUCAAGUGAAAGGUGCUGAUUUUGGAGUGACGUGGUGUGUUGACCGUUAGUCAACGCAUUUGACCGUCCAAGAUAAUGGUCAAUUUUCGGGUUUGGUCAAGUUCGUUGUUUUGAUGUAUAGUUCAGGUCAUGAUGUUAUAGAUCGAAAAGAUUGGUCAGAAGGUUUAUUAUGUAUAAAGUUGAGGCCAUACAAAUAUAUUAACCCUAGUAAUAUAGGGUAACUAUCAUAAACGGUCACACAACUUGUCAUUUAGUACAAAACGGUCACUAAAGUUUAAUUUUUCACUUUUCAGCCAAACACAUUUGAACGAGUAACAAAAAGGUUAUUUCGUCCAUUUACAUCCAAAAAUCUGUUAACUAAAUACUGUCAGCAUGCCACGUCAACAAAAAGUUAAUUAUAAAUUAGGAAUCCAAUCAACUAAACCCAAAAUGACACACUCAAACCAACUCAGGCCCGAAUGGAACCCCAACCAGAAAACAAUCAUUUGUUUCCCCUCGCCCCUUCGUCCCGCAACUUUCUUCCUUUCCAUCCCUUCCUUUCAAAAUCUCCAGCCUCAAUGUUGUUAUCACCGCCGACUAUUUCUCCCUCGCUUCUGACGCUAGAAUCAUUCACCUUACUCUCUCUCUCUCUCUCUCUCUCUCUCUCUCUCUCUCUCUCUCAUUCGACCAGCCAGAAUAGAAAACAAUCAAAAGGGCGACAAUAUAGAGAGGGCGGAGGAGUACAGGUGACAUGUUCGUCGCCAUUCUCCGACCCCAGCUCUGGCUCGUCGUAUUGCCUCAAUUUGCGUCGGAGUAGUGAUAAACCUCCACAACAUGAGUUAUGAUUUGAGCACUGAAUUAUUAUAAAUGAUUAUGCUAAAUAUUGGAAAAUUUUAAUAUCUACACACUCACUUAUGAAUCAAUAAUCGAACUAUGAGUCAUAUUACUCGAUUAAGAUCUUGAUACCACUGAUUUGAGUAUUUUAUUUAAGAAACAUGUUUUGCUGAAAUAAGGAUUAAAAUUAUUGGCCAAGUAUUGAGAGUUUGGCUUAUAUUCACUGGAAAAAAACUAAAAUAUAUUUUUAUGAAUAAUUUAAAUACCAUAAAAACUUAGAAUAUUUUAAAAAACUUUAAUAUAACAAUAAAUGAAUCAAUGUAAAUGAUAAAAUGAAACUGCAUGGCCAAUAGGCCAGGUACAAAGCUAGUUUGGAGAAUUGUAGGGGGGAAGGGGAUUAAUCUACGGAAGGGAAGAGGGUAUCGGGUGAGUUUGGACUCAUGGCAAGGAACAAGAGAAGAGACCGAGUUUUUUUGUUGUGAUAAACGAGAACGAGUUUUGAUAUGAUGUUGGUAAAUUAUAAUAUGGUCUAAUUCAUAGUAGAGAGUAUUGAGCGAUCAUUAGCAAUGCCCAUUACAUCGUACAACAACCAUCGACCAAGAUCAGGGUCGCACACAUUGAAGAGACGUGUGCCAAAAUCAACAAAGUGACUCCUAUUUG
Messenger RNA from Linum trigynum, 2296 nucleotides. The record is from the annotation of a GenBank genome assembly. NCBI's taxonomy places the organism in Eukaryota, Viridiplantae, Streptophyta, Magnoliopsida, Malpighiales, Linaceae.